Messenger RNA from Aricia agestis (brown argus), 568 nucleotides. Its product is annotated as protein LLP homolog. The coding region runs from base 70 to 495 and encodes 141 amino acids. Gene Ontology annotation, molecular function: RNA binding. Gene Ontology annotation, biological process: dendrite extension. Gene Ontology annotation, cellular component: nucleolus. The transcript has a single exon. NCBI's taxonomy places the organism in Eukaryota, Metazoa, Arthropoda, Insecta, Lepidoptera, Lycaenidae. The record is from RefSeq and is a predicted model, not a curated record.
AUUUAUCAAUGUCAUUUUCCAAUGUUUUUCAAAAUACAACACGUUUUAUUAAAAUAAAACUUAUUUGAUAUGGCUAAAUCAUUAAGAAGCAGAUGGAAGAGAAAAUGCAGGGCAAUCAAAAGAGAAAGAUACGCCGUGAAGGAGUUGGCAAGAUUGAAAAAGAUGCUUGGUGUGAAAGAAGACGAAAAUGUUAAGGAAAGUGAGGUUAUGGAAUCAGAACAGGUGAUUUUCCUCGACGCAGGUCAAAUUGGUAAAAAUAAGAAAAAGAAGAAUGAAGAGAAGCCUGCUUCUGUUGAAGAGGAGGACGUGGAAAUGAGUUCAGACGACGAGAAAGUUGAGGUAGCUGCUGAAAAUGGCAAGAAAAAGGUUUACAGUUCAAAAACAUUGAGGGAUCAAAAUGGCCAGUUUCCUAUAUGGCUCCACAAAAGAAAGAUUGCUAAAAUGACUAAAAGUAAAAAUAAUAUUAAAAAGAAGUCCAAGAAGCGUAGACGAUGAAAUAAAACAAUCUGCUUGUCUAACAUUUAAUUAAAAGUAUUCUUCUCUCUGAAAUAAAGUUGAAAAAUCCUGC